UUGUCUUGGGUGCUAUUGACUCGCCACAAUUUGUGCAAUCAUUUAAACUAUUAGAGUAGCAAAAAAAAAUACAUGGUAAGAGGUGCACAAAACAAGUACAUGGUAAGAGCUUUUAGAGUAGCCAAAAAUACAAUCAUUUAAGAGUUAAAAGGCUAUCAUUUAAGAGUUUAAAGACUAUAUUGUUUAUACAGAAAUUUUUAAAGAUUUAUGGUUGUAGACCAUCAUUGAAGUGUACAUGAUACCAAGAACCUUUCUAGGUAUGAAAACAGUGCAUUUAGAGCUAAACUACAAGUCCAACAACACUUCAUCUAUUCUACAUUCAGUUGUAUUCAUUUUUUUCCCUAAAACAUUAAUUAUAUAUAAUAAGUGAAAAGUCUUACACACUAAUCAUAAAACACCAAACUGAAAAGGGAAAUCAAAACUAGCUAAUAGAAAAAUUAGUCUUCAUAGCAAACACCAAUAAUGGCUUCUUCGACGUCUUCAUUUCCAACGCCAUUCUUCAACGCCAUGAUGCAACAGUUCAUGGCAAUAGCUUAAGCCAAUGAUAACAACUUUUUUUCCUUGAAGAUCGAAUUUCACCGUGCACCUUUUGAUCACUUCAGAAAGAUCCUUCACUGUUUUUACUUUGAUUCAAUUAACCAUAACAAUCAAUAGUUGGGGGAAAUGAGGUGUACCAAUGUUUAUUUCAUGUUACAAUACCUUUGAGAUUUUAACGCCACAAGAUUGAUCUGUGAAUACAAAUCCCGCAAAGAUGAAAUAGUUUGGUACAACUUUAUCACCACACUCCAGAUAAACAAUAGGUUUGACACGAAUCUAGAGAGUGUGGACUUUUCUAUCCGUCAAAAUUUGGAAAACGAUUGCCUUUGGUUCUCUAAGUGAGAUGUAUCCGUCCAAAUUGAUUCCAUAUACUCCUUUUCGCCAUCGUUUCCAAACAAAGAAUAUGUACCAAUUUUUUUUACAGUAUAAUAAAACCCAUGAUUUAGAAUUAUUGAAAUUUAAAAGCACCAUCAAUGUUGAGAUAUAUACUAUCAAUAAUAUCAAUUUUAACAAAAUAUUAGUACUUUAUAAUAUUUUAUCAUCUAAAUAAAUAAAAAAUAACAUUUUUGCUAUUUCACGAACUCUUUCUUUAUUUUCUAAUUCUUUUUGUUUUUAUAUUGUAUAGAUACUUUUCCAUUUGAGUAAUUCAUAAUUCUACUAUAUCUGAUUUCUUGGUCUUCAAACGGCUACAAAGAAAAUGUUCUUGCAGUGACUUGUGGAAGAGCUUUGCUCUAAAAGAUUCUGUAGCGAGAUCAAAACUGCACAAUAAUUACUCCAUGUGUUGCAACAAACAAAUAUAAACUACUUUCCACCGGGACCACUCCAGAGUUGCAACUAUAUGUAAUCCAAUAAUCUCUUAUUACAAUAGAUUUCUAAUAAUGUGAUUCCAAAUCAUAAAAUUCAUCAUGGUUCAUAAUCAUCACAUUCCUUAUAUUGUUGGUCAUGAGUAAACCUCAAAACUUUGUAGGCUUUGCUACUAUUCCUUCUUAUACUAUCUAGCAGUUUGGCUCCAAUGUCUAGUAAAUGCUCAGCCUUCACUCUCUAUCUCGGAGGUGAUCAAGUGGGUGAAAGAAGAGUUUAGCUACACAGUCUCGCAUGAUAGUAUGUGGGAAGCUAAAAAAAAGCCAUCACUUCAAUCUUGGGAGAUUUGGACCAGAGUUUUAGCGCAUUACCCAAGUUCAUGGAUAUUCUUUCCUCGUCUAAUGAAAUGGUAAUGGACUGACAAUAUUCUCUUUCUCCUGAUCGUAAAGAAGCAUCGUUUGGUUUUGUGUUUUGGGCAUUUCAAUAGUCAAUGAAAGGUUUUCCUCACUUAAGACCACUGAUCAUGGUGGAUACUGUAGAGUUGAGCAGUAAACACCCUGGAAAACUGUUGGUAGCUGCGGGAUUCGAUGCCGGAAACAAGCAUUUUUCCUUAAUAAAUUUUGAGUUUGUAUCUAUCGUAUAUGUAUAUGUAUUGUUGAUACACAAUUUAUAUACAUGUUCUGUAUGGUAAGGAUAAUUAUCACCAAGAAAAAGCUUGCCUACUGUUUUGGUGUUGUUAAGGAAAAUUUACAUUAUUUUGAUAAUUUUUCACGCUAAAAAUUAGAUUUAUAGGUAUUUAGUGCUAAUUUACUUUUGCUUCGCAAACAAUCCAUUAACCUACAUAUCAUACCUAUAUAUACUAUCAGCUGUUUCAUAGCAAUACCAUAAAAUUUCAAAGCAUCGUUUAAGCAUACGGCUAAAAGCAUUAAAAUGUCAUGUAUCAAUUCGAUGGUUGAUCUGAAACCUUUCAAAACCAUGUAAAAGAUAAAGGUCAAAAUAAUUCGAUUGUGGAAACAAUACUGCUCACAAUUUUCAACAAUGUGUUCGGUGGAAAAAAAAAACAUAAAGUCUUUAUGUCAUAAUUUGUUUAAAGUUCAGUCCGAUCGGAUUAUGAUAUAUUAAUUAUUGUUUAGGUUCACAAUUUUUAAUAAAAAAUAGAUCCGGCCGAUCGGACAUAAAUUAUAUAAUAUCAAAAAAAACAUUAUAUAUAUAUAAAUAAAAUGAUCAAAUAUAAAAAUAAAUUUGUCGAUAAUAUAUGUUUUAAAUAUUUAUUAAAUAAACUUACUUGGUGCAUGUCUUAUCUUAGUUAACAUAUAUUUACGGUCAGUUUGACAAAAAAAAAGUGGGUUUCUCUUUUUUCUGAUUAAAAUUUUAAUUACCGAAAUUGGUAAAAUCUAGCUGUCCAAAAUAAAGGAGGAGACCCAAAAAUGGAACACAUUGUGGACAUGAUAGAGUUCUCUUACAAAAGGACACGGUGGUGUGUAAUAGAAGAAAAGCUACUUACUUUGGUUUCUCUUGGCCAAAAAAAAUCACCCCUAAGACGGCGAAUAACAACAACACUCUUCUGCAAGUAAAAAAAAAAGUUACUAACAUUAAAUCGUUUCUGGUCCUUUCAUCUUCCUGUUUUCUCCUCUUGUCAACUCAAAUUUUCUAAAAGAUUUGAAAUUCAGAGUUUACAUCAUCCUUUGAGCUUUAGGGUUUUUCAAUUCAUUUGAGCUUUAGGGUUUAUGUAAUCACCUUCUUUUUUAGACAGCUUUCUCUUUUAUCUCACCUUGCUUACUCUUAUAGUGUUGUUUCCACUGCUACUUUAUGAAGUUGAGCCUUUUUAGGGUUUCUUAUUGUUAUAGUGUUCUUUGACUUAGCUGAAGGCUCAUGGAGACAAGAAAGAUUCCUGUGUUCUGUUAUUGGAACGGCAGUAUCAAAGAUGGCCCUGAUGGUCCAUUCUACCAAGAAGGAUCAAUUCCCAGAGUGAUCAGAGUUGAGAGCAAGAUAGAUUUACCCACAUUCUUGAAUGAUCUGCAUCGAGUCACUGGGUUUGACAAGGCUAAGUUUCAGAUUGAUUUGAUUGGAAGAUACCCUUCCAUUGUUCAACAAUCUCUUGUCAAGUAUAUGCGUUUGCCCAUUGUUGAUAAUUCUAGUCUUCAGACAAUGCUAGAGGUUCCAAGCUACCAUCCUUCUAUCACCAAUGUUGAGUUUUAUUUAGAGGUCAAACCACUGGUUUCUCCUCCAUUACCAACUAAUGCUAGUUCCUCGGAUAAUCAGGCCUCUCUAAAGCGUUGUCGUCAAGAGGACGCUAAUGUUGAUGCCAAUCUGAGAGAAAACAGUAACAGGUGAACUGAAGAUGAGGAGAGCACAGAAGACAGAAACUGUGGGGAUGCAGAAAAAGGUUCACAUAAGAAAAAGCAGUUGAUUUUGUCUAGUUCAUGGGUUGAUGAAAGCGAGUUACAAAUUGGGAUGUGUUUCAGAGAUAAAGAGGAGCUGGACAAGGCAGUGAAGCUCUACUCUGUUAGAAGGCAACGAGAGCACCAUGCAUACGAAUCUUCAGCUACUUUUGAGUGCAAGAGUGGCGGCUGCGGAUGGAUUCUCAAGGCAGCUGAAACGAAAGGAAGUGGCUUCAAGAUAACUAAAAACGAAAGGAAGUGGCCAUCUCUGGGAUACUGAUCAAAAAGAUCCAGGGAGACGGCAUAACCAAUACACAGAUCAAGAAGUUCUGGAGGCAGUCCCACAUCAUUGAAGAGGAGCAUCUCUUUGCUGCUGUUAAGGUUGCAGCUCAUGUUAGAGCCCAUAAUCUCUCUUUAUAUCCUUUUGGUUUUGACUGUUCUUGUUAGGGAUUUUAGAUCAUUGAAGAGGAAUAUCAAUAUUUUUGAAGGGAAUUUUUAUAAUCUCAUGCUUUUCACUUUGAGAGAGACUCUUUAGUCAAACUGAUUAUGAAGCCCGAUAACAAUAUCUAUUGGUUUGGAGAUUCAGAUUUUUAUGUACAGUUACAUUUCAACUUUUAAGUUCCUAUUCUGAUACUUUGUUACUGAUUAAUAUAUUCCUUGAAAGUCUAUUAGAACAUUGUGAAGUAUGCAGAAGCACUGAUUUCUCGAUUCAUAACAAAAAUUUUUGAUAGAGAACUAAAUUUCGGUAGCUCUGAACUAAGCAACCAAAAUAUUUUCAAGUAAGUGUGUUUUAGGUAGUAAUGGUAAGUUUAUAUAUUAUUUCAAUUCCUUUGCAUUUUUGACAAAAACCACUCAAAAAUCAUUAGCUACAGUCGCCGGCGGGAAGUAUAUAUUGACGCUACGUUUACAGUUCUAGGUUUUGUUUGUUAAAUUUUAGACGCUCGCCGUGAGAGCAAGAUUAUCGCACGUCCUUGGGCUGGUCCUUAGGCUUUUUGGACUUAAAAGAAAAUGAAAAAUAUGGGAGAAAAUGAAGGACGGGCCUUAAUACGGGACUUCUCAUUUUGGUCCUUUACGUGCCAGCUGGCAUUUUUUGAGCACGGGUCGAAGUCGUCUAGGGUUUGUCUCGACAUUCGGUAUCCAUUUCAGCCUCUUCCUCUCCCGAUUUAGGCUCGAAGGCGACGAAGAAGAUUCGUCCGACGAUUCCUCGCCGCAAACGAGAUCUUGUCGGUUAGUUCGCAAGACGAUACCGGUCUGUUGUCUCCACGGUCGACAUCCUUCGAUUCUCCUCCGUUUUCGAACCAAAAGGUAUGCGUUCCUCUUCCAUUCGAGAUCCGUAGGAUGUCAAUUGAGAUGAUAUGAUUGGUAAUCCGUUUGAUUAUGGUUUACUAUUGUUAAUCUUGUGUGUGGAUUCGGUUGUCUCAGUCCAUAGGUAGGAGAGUGUUAUGGUUGAUUUUUGUUGUUAAUCUUUGAUUAUUAGUUCAUCUGCCAUUCGAAAUCGGCUCAAAUUUGUUAUGUUUUUAGUUGCGAAUUUUGUUCUCAUGUACUGAAUUAAGUAGCUUUAAUAUUUGCCUAGUCUCCGAAGUUGUGAUUGUUUAGAAAAAUGAGUGACGAAACUUGGUAGCGUGUUCAUGUUUUGUUGGUAAUGUUGUUGUUGUGUAUUAAUGCUUUGAUGGUGUAUGCGAUGGACAAACAUGAGUUGAUAGGUUGUAGUUCGAUUUUGUAGUAAGUAUAUCGCUUUUUAGUUAUGUUUUGCGGUCUAUUAUUUCUUGUUACAGUUGCUUCUGAUCACACAUUGUAGUUUAGAACGAAAAUUGAUUGUAUUGUAAAUGAGAGUGUGAUAGCUUUGUAGUUCAAGUACGGUAUUAAGUUCUGAUUGAUCGUCUUUCCUCUGAUAUUGUUUACAUUUGGUUCUUGUUCGCAGAUGGCGAAUCCGCAUGAACCUCAUUUCUUCAAGCCUCUGGUUCCCGGUUUCCACAGUGGCAUCGUAAACACACUCUCUCUAUUUCUCCUCUGUAUAUGCUCCGAUUUUGUAGUUUCGCUUAACUUUGCCUUUUCUGACUUGCAGACAAUACCACUUGGCUUCUUCUCACAGCACAUAGAAGGGAAGACGAACCAGAAAACAUGGAAACUAAGAUCGGACGCUUCAGAUCAAACUUGGGAAGUGAUACAAGAAGGCAGGAGACUCACCGGAGGUUGGAAAGAUUUCACCACAGCACAUGAUCUUCGAAUCGGUGACAUUGUCAUCUUCAAACACGAAGGAGACAUGGUGUUUCAUGUCACUCCUUUUGGUCCUAGCUGUUGUGAGAUUCAGUAUACACAUCCUCACAUCAUCAAGGAAGAAGCCGACGCGGAUGAUGUUGCGGAUGAUGGUGCGGUUGAUGCUGAUGACAAUGAGAAUCACCACAAGAUUAGUAAGUUUCAAUAAAAGUUAACCGUAAUAGCGUAGCAAACUUGUGAGAUGUUUUUGACGUGGAAAAUUGUUUCUUACAUUUCAGGCGGAUCAGGGGCAAUGUCUUCUUCCUCAUUCGACUAUUGUUUUAUGGCUGAGGUCACUGCUUCAAACCUAAAAGCCGACAAACUUGUGAGUCAAUUUUCAUACGUAUAUAUGGUUUGAUCUGUUAGUCAAAUAUCGAAAUGAAGUGAUCUGUGUCUUUACGUUUUGUCUUUGCAGUCUCUUCCUGUGGCAGCUACGACUUGUACUGCUUUGAACAAACAAUGCCAAGAGACGAUACUAGUGAACAAAGAGGGAAAUUCAUGGACUGUGAGUUUGCGAUUUAGCGAAUCAGGCGGCAUGUAUUACAUCACAAGAGGAUGGAGAAAGUUAUGUCUUGAUAACAGAUGCGAGAUAGGAGACAUAUUUGUGUUCAAUGUGGUUGGAGAUGGAAAAACUACUCUAUUGAUGUGUGUAUGUCCGGAAAGAAAAAAGUGUUCUGAACUACUCAGCAAACACUUGAGCAGAAAGAGUGGGAGACGUCUUUAACUUUCUUGUUCUUUCUUCUGCUUUAGCUAUGUAUAUCGGAAAGGUUGUUUCUUUUUGCCUCAAAACUUGUUUCCUCUUUUUCAAAACUUGUUAUCUUUUGCAAACUCUGACACGGUUAUGUAAUAUUUUGUUAAACUCCAAGAAGCCUUUUUUAGUUUUGGGUUGCUUCAUUCAUAAACUUGUUUCCUCUUGUUCAAUUAACUUGUAUAAUUUGAUAUAGAAACUUGAAAACAGAUUAGAAACUUGUGUAGAAAUUGGAUUAAAAGAUUUGAAAUGUAAUAGAAACUUGGAUUAAAAGAUUAGAAAUGUAAUAGAAACUUGAAAAAAAUUAGAAAAAAAAUGAUUAUCAAACGUUUAGUUGUACGAAUUCAAUAAAAUGUUUGUUUGUUUUAUUUUACAUCUUUGUUUUUUUAUUUCCAACUUUGUAAUUUUUCAUGUUUUCAAUUUAAUGUUAUAUGUUAUAUUUUAAAAUUUUUUCUUUUUUGUCAUUAAUUAUUUAAAUAAAUAAUAAGUUUAUUAAGAAACAUCAACAAGUCCUACCAAUAAUCUAAUUUUUUGGGAUUGUCCUUAGCUUUGGUCCUUAACCUCAAAAUAACAAUUAAUUAAUCUAAGGACCCAACAAUUGGUCCUAACAAUAAUGAUGCUCUGACGCUGCGUCCCGCAAAAGAACAGGACUAUUUUUAUCUUCAAGCUGUUUCAUGACAUAUUUAGCAAACUUAUCUCCUUUAUCAGACAUUCGAUCUCCCCUGCCAAAAAAUCGGAGCCCACAUUUGCUGGCUUACAAGUAUGUACACCUCUGUAUUCAGUUAUUUCGAAGCCAUUUCCAUUCGUUUUAGCUGCCUUGAGAUCCCAUCCGCAGAUCUUUGUGCACCUGAAAUGAAUUUUACUGGAAUAAUCAUACACAUCGUAGUCUCGUUGUCUUCUCUCAGAGUAGAGCUUCACUGCUUUCUUCAGCUCCUCUUGAUCUCUAAAAAGCAUCCCAACAUACAACUCGCGUUCAGUAAGCCAUGAACUAGACAAAAUAUAUUGCUUUGAGACACUAUUGCUGAGCUCUUUCGUUAGAUCUGGCUUUUUCUUCUUUGAAUCUUUCUGUGCAGCCUCGUUAUUACCGCAGUUUACGUCAUCCGUACUAUUCUCCUCUUCAAGCCACCCGUUAUUGUUAUUCUCACGAGGGUUUCUCACAUUGGCACUUUCAUCUGCAUCAUUUUGCCGAGAACGCUUACGAGUCUGAUGAUUUGCUCAUGGGCCAUGAGAAACCGGUUUGACCUCUAAGUACAACUCCACACUGUUGAUAGAAGAAUGAUAGCUUGGAACCUCAAGCAUGGUCUCAAGACUAGAAUCAUCCACGAUGGGCAAACGCAUAGACUUCACCAUUGGUUGUUGAACUACGGAAGGGUAUCUACCAAUCACAUCCAUCUGGAACUUUCCUUUUUCAAACUCAGUGACUCGAUGCAGAUCACUCAACAAUGUGGGUAAAUCAGUUCUGCUCUCAACCCGGAUCACUCUUGGAGUUGAUCCUUCAUAGAAUGGACCAUCUUUUAUACAGCCGUUCCAGUAACAGAACACAGAAAUCUUUCUUGUCUCCAUGAAACCUUGAGAAAGUUCAAAAAGACAAGGAUUUGAGUUGAAUGACAAAAAAGAAAAGAAAAACAUGUUCGUGAUUUUCAAGAAAUGCAUCAGACAAUAAUACGACAUGGGGAAACAUCACUAAAGGAGAAACCUUUUUAAAGAAAUUAAGGUGAUUAGAUAAACCCUAAUUUUCUACCCAAAAACAAAAAAGAUUAUAGCGAACGAGACAUCUUGAAAACUUUACUUUUACAUGGUCAAGGAGAUAAUAAUAAUAUUAAGUCAGAAAAGAAAGGCUUUCUCAAAGAGAAAAACCUCAGUUACCCACCCAGAAAAGCAGAUCUUCCAGCGUUGCCUUCAGUCAUUUCGUCGAAAGUAAAGACUUUUUUUUGUUCUUCAGUAAUAUUUCUCUUUUUUUUUUUUACCUUCUUGACGACUGACGACAUUCCUACUGUAAACAAGUAAAUGAAUAUCUUCUUCAAAAAAUAUUUAAAAAACAAAUAAAUAAACAGAAUUUCCAGAACUAGUCAUUUCAUUGUUUGUAAAAAACAAAUAUUGUGUACCUCUCUCUAAUGGCAUCUCGGUUGUCAUCAUUUUUUUUUUUCAAAAUGAGUUUAAGUUUUGUUUUAAUGGUUGCAUUUAUUUUUAUAUUUUAAAUAUAUUUUAUUAUUAAUAACUAUUAUUAACUCUAAUAAUAUUAUGCAUUUUUAAAACUUACGAAUUUUUGCCCAAGUAUAAUUUUUAUUUUAACUAAUUAUUUGUUAUAUAUAUAAAUUUAGUUUCUAAAAGAAUAGACAAUGAUUUAUAUGAGCUUAUAAUUGUAUUAAUAAAGCUAUUAUUAAUUUUAAUAAAAUAUAAAACACAGAUAUUUAAUAUUUUAGAUAUAAAAUAAAAUUAUAUAAAAUUUAAACACCAAUUUGUAAAUAAAAAUUUCAAUAGUAAAAAUGUAGUUCUGAAUAACAUCCUCAAAUUUGAAUGGAUACUAGUUUUUAUGGCAACGUGGAAAAUAAAACUCCAAGCAAGAUGAAACACUUCUUAUGGCAGUAUCCCUUAAGAUGUGUGGCCACUAUAGAUAUGCUCACCAAUAGACACCUGGACACCGAUAUGAGUUAUCCUGGAUAUGGUGGCCAGUGGAGUCGACUAACCAUAAUUUUUUUAAUGCUUCUCAUCCUUGCAGAUUUAGAUUUUAUGUGGGACUAUUCCUCCCUUCCAAACUACUUUCUGAGCAGUACCGGUCAGAGGAAACUUUGGGUUGGACGCAAAUUAUAAUUAUGGGCCUAUUGAUUUUUUUUUUUAAAAUACAGUUAAACAAAUUACUACCACAACUGCUCGAACCUCUCACCUUACAAUAGCAAAAUUAACAUUUUACCAACUAUGCUAGUGAAGCUUUUAUGCAAGUUGCGGCCAAAAAUUUAGAUAUUUUAAAACUGGCCGGAAGCACGUGCUUGUGCCGCUUCUAUCCAGGGCCGGCACUGUUUCUGAGUACAUAUGAAUACAAAAAUAUGAACUCUUUGUUUUGAAACAGAAAAGAGACGGCUCCGCAGAAGCCACAAUUCGACAUCAUGGAUGGAUGUAGGAAGCUAAUUAGUCGGGGCACAAUGAUGUUUUCCAUUAUGAUUAAUUUUGGAACAUGAGACAUUCAAUAACCAUUAGUGAAAAAAAACAAAAAAAAUCAGUUGGGGGGACAUGCCCCCGUAACCAUGGAUGUGUGUCCGUCCCUAUUCAACAUAUUCUCAUGGAUAUGUUGGUACAUCUAGAAGGCGAGGGACGACAAACUCUUUAAUGAAAAAUUCAUCUCUCCGACUAACACUCUCCAAUUAGCUUCCCUUGAGACAAAAAGUUGAGGAAAGGCUAACCAAAAGGAGGAGGAAGUUGACGAGGAUCACGACGAUGCUCAUACUACAAUUACUGAAACAGUACCCUUUUGGAUACCUCAAAUCCUAACUUGCCAAAUCGAUGCCUCAUGGAUCGGUAAUUACAAUAUUAGUGGUUUAUGGUGGAGUCUUAAGGAUCACAUUGGUAUUGAAUCAAUUAGACUAUGUGUGUGCAACAGAAGCAUCUCGGAUUUACAUGCUGAGAUGGAAUGAUAACUUUGGGCAUCCUAUGUAUGAGAGACAUGAGGAUUCCACGAUCCGCUUCGAGACGAACUGCUACCUAGUGGAUAUGGCCACGAGCCUGAUGGACUGGCCGUGAGCCUGCAUCAUAUUCCCUGAAGGGAGAAUGUUCAGACGGGCCAACAAGCAAAAGAGGGUAGGACCAUAAAUUUUUUUUUCCAUAUAGAUCAGACACUUUCAGAUAGUGUCCCUCUAAAGAUAUCUCCUCUGACCAAAUCUAACCAAAUGGGUAGAUGACAAAGAAAAAUGAUACUAUUUAUAUCCUCACCAUCUCCAAUAGUACAUCAUUUUGUGAGGAAAAAUCAAAAAAUGAGGGAAAGCAUUCUCUAAUAAUACAUCAUUUUGAAAAAAAUAUGUUUAUAAAAUCAAAUUUGAGAAAACACUAUUCACAACAUCAUUUAGUUUUGACCUUUUUUAUUUACAAAUUGAUUCUUAAAAAUUUCAUUGUUUACGGGACUUGAACUAAAAUAUUGAUUCCAUUGAACCAGACUUUCAACCGCUUUAGGCUAAAUCAAAUUAUCGUAAUAUUUAUAUGUAUUACAAAUGCUAUAUAAAUAUGAAUCUAUGAAUUUCGGGUUUAACAUCUCAUAUUUCACUCAGUAGCUCCUUCUUUAUUUAUCUUUCUUUAUCUUUAUUUCAGGUGAGACUGAAGAAAGUGAGUAAUUGGUAUCAGAUAGGUGCUUUUGGUGAUUUCUUUCAUGCACUUGUUUUAGACUUCUCGUUUUAUGACGUUAUUGAUAGUAUUUUGGUUUCUUAUAUUUAUUGAAUUUUUUUUUCAAUAGUAAUAAAGUGGAAAUUUGCGAGGAUGAGUUUAUUGUGUUGAAUAAGAAAAUAAUAGAGUUGAGAAAAUAAACUAAAUCCGAAAAUUCGAACCAAUCCUACCCGAUAUAAAUGAAUCAGAACAGAUCAAAACCCAACAUAAAUACCAAAUGGAUCUUGUUCUACGGUAUUUUUGGUUUCGCGUUUUACCUGAACAGAACCCAAAUAAAUAUCCGAAAAAAACAAAAAUAUAAAAUCCCAAAAAGAACUUUUACCAAACCCAGUCUUAGUCCCUAAUAUAUAUCCAAAUUGCAUUAAGAUAUUAUUGAAUACCUACAACAAUUGUUAAUUACAUGAGUAAUUAACUCAAAUACUUAGUAUAAUAUAUAUAUUUGGUAUUUAGUAAAUAUUAGUGUUUUUAUGUUUUGAUAAUUGCAUCUAAAGUUUAAACAAUGUUGUUUUAAGAAAAGUUUAAAUAGUGCUUCUUACGUUUGAAGAGUUGGUAGUUCUUAAUUUUAAUUUUUGUACGUUUUAUUAUGUAUGCUUCUGGUUCGUACAAGGCUUUGGUUUGUCAUGAAUCAUAAUAUAUUUGAUGGAGUUUUCCCUUAAGCUUCCGACACUGCUCUAAUUCAUGAAAGAAAGAAACACAUAGAACGAGAUUGUCACAGUGUUUGGGAUGAGGUUAAUCAGCACUCUUCGUGUUCGUACUAAAGACCAACUCGCAGAUAUUCUAACUACGGCGUUUGGGAAGCCACAAUUUGAUGUGUUAUCGCCCAAGUUGGGUGUUACAGAUCUCCACACUCUAACUUGAGAGGAGUAUUUGGAAGUCAGGAUAAUUUCCAAUUCUUAGAUAUUCAUUCCAAAUCUAUUUAAGAUACAUUCCAGAUCUAUUGAAGAUAUAUUCUAAUUCCAAAUCUACUGAAGAUAUUUUUCCAGUACUCUUGUCUGAAUAUGGUGUAAGCUGCAACAUUUGUCAAUAAGAAAGUCUGCUCAGCAUUCUGAAUACUCUAUUUACACCUCAAAAACAGGUCCUUCUUUAAUCUGAGAUUGUUGCAAGACCGAUUCUUCUUGAUCUUGAAAAUAACUGCAUCAUUUUUCUUCUUUUGACUUGAGCAAUGAUGACAACAAUCAUCCUUGACUUUCAGAAAUGCUUCAUCUUUAUCUUCCUAUGCUUCUUCUCACUACUCUGUUACACUAUCUUCUUCAGGAAACCAAAGGACUUUCCUUUGCCUCCUAGCCCUCCUUCUCUACCCAUCAUCGGUCAUCUUCACAUUCUUCUCUCUAUUCAAAUCCACAGAUCUUUACAGAAACUCUCCUCCAAGUAUGGUUCUAUUCUCUAUCUCCGCAUCUUCAGUUGCCCAAUAGUCCUUGUCUCCUCAGCAUCAGCUGCUUAUGAGAUCUUUAGGGCACAUGACGUUAACAUCUCCUCUCGGGGAUUCCCUCCGACGGAAGAUUCCCUUUUCGCUGGUUCUUUCAGCUUCAUCUCUGCUCCAAAUGGAGAUUACUGGAAGUUCAUGAGGAAGGUUCUUGUCACCAACCUUCUAGGACCUCAGGCUCUCAAGCGGUCACAAAGAAUUCGUGCUGAUGAGCUAGACAGGUUUUACAAUAACUUGUUCGAGAAGGCAGUGAAUAAAGAGACCGUGGAGAUCUUUGAGGAAGCGUUUACGCUCACUAACAACAGCAUCUGCAAGUUGAUCAUGGGGAGGUGUUGUCCAGAGGAGGAAGGUGUGAUGGAGAGUGUCAAGGGAUUAGCUACUGAGUUAGAUGACUUGUCGAAGACGAUUAUGCUGGCAAACCUAUUGCCCCCAUGGUUACAGAAGCUUGUUCUCUCACUGUUUAAAAAGGAAUUGAAGGUUAUUUUAAACAGCUUCAAUGAGCUGCUCGAAAAGAUUCUUGUGGAACACGAAGAGAAGCAGGGAGAGCAUCUUCAUGAUAAGGACUUGAUGGAUGUGUUGUUGGAAGCUUAUGGAGACGAAAAUGCAUCGUAUAAGAUCACUAGGAACCAUAUCAAGUCGUUUUGUGUGGAUCUUUUAUUUGCAGGCACUACCACCCCGGCGAUACCAAUACCGUGGAUAUUGGCAGAGAUCAUCAAAAGCCCCAAGACUCUUGAGAGACUGAGAGAGGAACUCGAUUCCGUGGUGGGGACGACAAGGUUGAUUCAAGAAACAGAUUUACCAAACCUCCCUUAUUUGGAAGCAGUGGUCAAGGAAGGGCUAAGGCUGCACCCGCCGGAGCCUAUCUUCGAGAGAUUCUCCCAAGAAGGAUGUAUGGUAGGAGGGUUCUAUGUACCAGAGAAAACAACUCUAAUGGUUAAUGCUUAUGCUCUGAUGAGAGAUCCAAAUUACUGGGAAAAUCCUGAUGAGUUUCAGCCAGAGAGAUUUCUAGAUACAUGGAAAGAUGAGAGCAAAGAGCAAGCACUUAAGUACAUUCCUUUUGGAAGUGGAAGAAGAGGUUGUCCUGGAGAAAAUGUAUCUCAUAUUUUUAUGGGAACUGCAAUAGGAGUGAUGGUGCAGGGAUUUGAAUGGAGAUUCAAAGAAGAGGAAGUUAACAUGGAAGAGGCUAUUGUAGGACUGUCCUUGACUAUGGCUCAUCCUCUUAAGCUCACUCCUAUUGCUCGAAACCCAAACUCUCUAAUUCUCAAUCUCAAGAAUCGCGGUUAAUGACUUUUUUUAGCAACACUAAAAAAAGAGAAGCAUGUCGCGGUUUAUUUAAAGAAUAAAAAAUAACAUUUCUAUAAUAUUUAUACAUUAAGUGUUUAUCCCGCACAUGCGGGUAUAAUCAGUUAACUAUCAUUGGUAAGUUAUUGUUUAUACUCUCAGAAAUUUUAAUAUGUCUUUUUUUUCAUUAACAUUUUUUGGAAAUUUGCACAUGUUAUAAAUAUUUUUUUAAAAUAUUUAUAUACUAUAUUUAUUAUUAAUAAAUAAAUCUUAUAAAUAAAAUUUUCAAAUAACUGAAUAUUUAUUUUUCUAUUAUACAACAUUCAAUUUUUAUUUAAUUAAUAUUUAAUUUUGUAUUUUCCUGUUUCUUAAUUUUUUUAAAUUUUUAUAAUUGAAACAUAUUUCGGAUAAUAACACAUUUUAUGAUUUAUUUUUAUUUUAAAAUAUAUUUUUUUAAUGUUUUUAGCCAAUGUAUAUAUAUAUAUAUAUUAAUUUAUGAUAAAUUAUCUUAAUUUAAUAAAUAAAUUAUAUAUAUAUAUUAAUAUAUAUAUAUAUAUAUAUAUAUAUAUAUAUAUAUAUAUUAAUUUAUGAUAAAUUAUCUUAAUUUAAUAAAUAAAUUAUAUAUUUAUAUAUUAAUAAUAUAUAUUUAAAGGUGGAGUGUUCAACUUGGCAUACUUCCAAACUCCGAUCUAUACUAUUAAAAAACUCACUUUCAGAAAAAUACUGAAUCUAACAUCCAAUUAACUGAAUCGUACAAUAGUAAAAUCCCGAAACCAAGUUACUACUAACAAACAAAUCUGUGUAGAAAGUGGAUAAACUAAUUUGCUGCAUGACUUCUAAACCCAAGAAAAAAAUGCGGAUGCACAAUCUUUAUGUUUUUGUGUAAAGAUACAGAAUAAAAAAAUGUUGGACUCUUUAACUUCAACAAAAGUUUGAGAGACACACAAAUUUAAUAUGGCCGGAAUUAUUUCUAAACUCUCAAUCAUUAAAGUUGUUAUGAUUUUAAGGCAUAUAAUAAGAAACUUUGUCAUUCCCAAUAUAAUGAUAACUAAGUGAUUUUCCCGUGCUCAUGCACGGAUAUAAAUAUUUAUACAAUAAAUAUACUAUAAUAAUUGAUUGAUAUUUACUUUUAAUUUUAAAUUAAUUUAUAAUUUAUAUGUAGAAUUUAUAUUAAUAAUAAUAUAUUACUAUAAUUAGACAUGAUUUUUGAUAUGUUAUGUCUAGUCGGUUUUAUUUUUUUUACAGUCGAUUUAGUUAUCAUUUGUGCAUAUUACAAAUUAAGUCAAAUCAAAUUAGUUUUAUUGAUCUCUUGAAUGUGCAUGUAUUUCCAUAUUAUUUAUCAAAUUAUAUGUUGAUAUUUAAAAAUAUUAGAAAAUAAAGCGAAUAUCAACAGGAAAUUACAUAAAUAACUGAUAAAUUUUUGAAAGAUCAUGAACACAUAGCAAUAUUUAUAAUAAUUAAAAUAUUUGAUAAAUUCUAAAUAUUUUUUUGCCUUAGAUUUAUUGAAUGACAACAUGAAAUUUAUUUUAAAUAAACUUAAAAUGAAAAUUAAGGUUUGCUUGGAUAUUUUGAUUACGGUUAUAUUAAGUUCUACCAACAUAAAAACAUAAAAUAAAAGACCAAUCUAAAUAUUAAGAAAACAAAUAAUUUUUUUUGUAUUGUUUAAAAUUAUGUUUUAAAA
This is a messenger RNA of Brassica rapa (field mustard), 15476 nucleotides long. Its product is annotated as cytochrome P450 705A5. Lineage: Eukaryota; Viridiplantae; Streptophyta; Magnoliopsida; Brassicales; Brassicaceae. The record is from RefSeq and is a predicted model, not a curated record. Gene Ontology annotation, molecular function: heme binding; oxidoreductase activity, acting on paired donors, with incorporation or reduction of molecular oxygen, NAD(P)H as one donor, and incorporation of one atom of oxygen; iron ion binding. Gene Ontology annotation, cellular component: membrane.